Linum tenue is the source of this 423-nucleotide messenger RNA. The record is from the annotation of a GenBank genome assembly. Lineage: Eukaryota; Viridiplantae; Streptophyta; Magnoliopsida; Malpighiales; Linaceae.
AUGUAUUAUACAUUCGAGCAAGCCUUAGCCGCCGAGAAUUCAAUCCAGCUCACCCACAACCUUCUCGGCUCCGAUCUCAACAUCAGCUUCGGCCGCGCCACUUACCGCUCCCCUUUACCCCUCUACGACCCCAAUUCUAGAAACCUCACCGACUUCAGAACCCACUUCACUUUUAGCAUCUCCUCCCAAAUUGAGGACUCUGGCAGCUACGGCGACGGCCUCGCCUUCUUCCUCGCCCCGGUUGGAUCCAAACUUCCCCCUGACCUAACCAAUGCCAGCUCCAUGGGGUUAAUGAGAGAUGGACAACUGCUGAACACGACGCAGAACCGAUUCGGCGCCGUGAGUUCGACAUUUUCAGCAACGAAUUCGAUCAGGCGACGGGGAGCCACAUCGGAAUCGACAUCAAUUCGAUGUGAUACGUGA